Chlamydomonas reinhardtii is the source of this 1963-nucleotide messenger RNA. RefSeq lists its product as uncharacterized. The record is from RefSeq and is a predicted model, not a curated record. The transcript is spliced from 9 exons. Lineage: Eukaryota; Viridiplantae; Chlorophyta; Chlorophyceae; Chlamydomonadales; Chlamydomonadaceae. Gene Ontology annotation, cellular component: membrane. Gene Ontology annotation, molecular function: phosphatidylinositol binding. The coding region runs from base 291 to 1181 and encodes 296 amino acids.
CUUAACCAAGUCCUGAAAGGUUUGCACAGCUGCAACUGCAAGCCCUUACGCAGAUAGCUUCUGACUAGCGCUCACCCCAGAUUAUAUACACUAUAACACCUAGAUCGGUGCUCUGGCAGUUCCUUCUGUUUCGCUUGCCGUCUUGCGUUGACCACCUCAACGAAGCGCGUUGGUCAUAUCUGCUAUCGGUAUUCGCCUGUAAUAAAGAUUGAAGCAUAACUCGACUGCUCAAAGGAGCGGCAGCUCGCGGGAGGAGAACAACGUGGACUUGACCGGACGAAGUGAUAUAAAUGGAGGACACUCGCGCUCGCUGGGAUCGAGCAUUUCAAGAAGCCGUAGACUAUGAUACCUGGGGCCAGGUGGAGGAGGCACUGGAGGGAUAUCAACGCCUUCAGGUUGCGGCAGCCGCGGAAUAUGUGGAGAAUGUGCUGCAGCUGCCCAUGAACCGCCGGGACGGCAUCGGCAAGCUGGCGAGUGCCCUGAAGUACCGGAUCGAGGAGCUUUCCAAGAGCUCAAAUAAGAAUGUCGGCCUGGCGGGCAUGAAGACGUUGAAAGGCUUCAUGAAGGAGAUCAUUAUUACUGAUGCGGUCUUCCCGCUCCCACACGUAAAGCCGGAGGGCACCAUCACGCCAGGGCCCGUUGGUCUGGCGUUCGGUGCACCAGCAGAGGUGCACGACGCGGAUGCGGAGGAGGAGGCGGCCAUGGACCCUGGCGACGGCACGCUGCGGCCGGCGCCGGCGCACAAGAAGGGCGACAUCAGCCUGGUGGUGUUCAUUGACAAGUGGGGCUUCAAGGACGCCAUGUCCUACUAUGAGCCGCGCGUGGCGGUGUCGGUGCGCGAUGAGAAGGGCAAGGCGGUGGAGGCCGUGCAGGAAACGCCGGUGGGCCGCUCCAACCUGAGCUACGUUUUCUUUGAGAACACCAUCUACAUCCAGACGCCGCUGAACUCGCUCAGCGACAAGGCGGCUAUCUUCUUCGAGUUCCGGCACUUCAAGGCCAAGAAGAAUAAGAAAAGUGUCAAGGCCUAUGCGUUCAUGGAGAUGGACGAGAUCAAAUCCGGCCCCGUCACGUUGGAGGUGUACAAGAAGCCCGCGGACUACAAGCGCAGCAAAAAGCCUGGGCUGCUGAGCGUCAAGCCGCUGUACCUGCACCUGGACCUCACCGUCACGCAGCGGAAAUGAGUCGAGCCACGGCGGCGGCAGCGGCAGGCGCAGAAGUAGCUGGAUUGUGGUGCAUCAGUAUGGGCUUACCAGCGUCGGCAGCACUGGAAAUUGGGGCGGAGCCGGGGAGAACGCGUUGUGUUCUGACUUGUGAGGGCUUGGCGACUCGCGGGGCUCGGCACAUGACGCGACAUGACAAGAAGGGACAUGGACCACGAGGUGAUGAGUAUAUUGUUCAUCGGCGAGCGCGGCAGAGGGGCGAGGCACGGCACCAUUUAUGAUUUGGCUUGGUCUGCAAGGGGCAGUGGAGCGUGCGUCGAGAAAGGGUGAGGUGUCAGAUGGAGCCGCACCAAAUGUGUACGGCAUGUGUGCACUUGAUGUGGUAUGAUCGGCAACGCACGGUGCACAGGCUUGAGGUCCUGACGAGCCGCACACGUGCGAUACUGUUGCGUCGCGGGGCUCUCGCGAGGGUACAGUUUGUGUCAGCGGUGUGCUGGGCUGUGCAUCAAGCACUACGCGCGGUGCGGUGCGAUGAUGGGCGCGUUCAAGGCGGAACCCCGAGACCCGCAACGCUUUUUCUGGCUGGACCUGGACAGCGUGGGCGUGGCGUAGUAUUGUACUAUUCUUCCAUCCAGCACUACCACCGCGUAACCGCAGUCAGGCAGAGCAUGGAACUACGCAGGGAAGGGAACCACGAUACCAACACUUCCCGUCGUUUCCCGUGGACCUGAGAUGAUUCCUGAUUGGACUAUCGCUGCUAGAUAAACACGUCAUAUCAUGAUGCAGUAUGCAAAUGCGUGAAU